This is a messenger RNA of Onychomys torridus (southern grasshopper mouse), 1307 nucleotides long. It is a transcript of the gene Npffr2, whose product is annotated as neuropeptide FF receptor 2. Gene Ontology annotation, cellular component: membrane. Gene Ontology annotation, molecular function: opioid receptor binding; peptide binding; neuropeptide receptor activity. The transcript is spliced from 4 exons. The coding region runs from base 39 to 1307 and encodes 422 amino acids. Gene Ontology annotation, biological process: G protein-coupled receptor signaling pathway; regulation of adenylate cyclase activity; regulation of MAPK cascade. NCBI's taxonomy places the organism in Eukaryota, Metazoa, Chordata, Mammalia, Rodentia, Cricetidae. The record is from RefSeq and is a predicted model, not a curated record.
CUUGGCUUCUGCUUUCAACGCGGCUGGGACUCCUGACCAUGAGCAGGUUCACUAUGAGCAGGAAAUGGGACUCAAACUCUUCAGAAGACUGGAAUCACACCUGGAGUAGCAAUGACACACAGCAUCCCUGGUACUCGGAUAUCAACAUCACCUAUGUGAACUAUUAUCUUCACCAGCCUCAAGUGGCAGCGAUCUUCAUUAGUUCCUAUUUCCUGAUUUUUUUCCUGUGCAUGUUGGGAAAUACUGUAGUUUGCUUUAUUGUAAUAAGGAACAAACACAUGCACACUGUGACUAAUUUCUUCAUCUUAAACCUGGCAAUAAGUGAUUUGCUGGUUGGAAUAUUCUGCAUGCCUAUCACAUUGCUGGACAACAUCAUAGCAGGGUGGCCAUUUGGAAGCAGCAUGUGCAAGAUCAGUGGGCUGGUGCAGGGAAUAUCAGUCUCCGCUUCAGUCUUUACCUUGGUUGCCAUAGCCGUGGACAGAUUCCGGUGUGUGGUCUACCCCUUUAAAGCAAAGCUCACUAUUAAGACAGCAUUUGUCACUAUUGUGAUCAUCUGGGGCCUGGCCAUCACCAUUAUGUCUCCAUCUGCAGUAAUGUUACACGUACAAGAAGAAAAAUACUACCGUGUAAGACUCAGCUCCCACAACAAAACCAGCACAGUCUACUGGUGUCGGGAGGACUGGCCGAACCAGGAAAUGAGGAAGAUCUACACCACUGUGCUGUUUGCCACCAUCUACCUGGCUCCACUGUCCCUCAUUGUUGUCAUGUAUGCAUGGAUCGGGGCUUCCCUCUUCAAGACUUCAGCAAAGUGCUCGGGAAAGCAGCGUCAGGAGCAGUGGCAUGUGUCCAAGAAGAAACAGAAGGUCAUCAAGAUGCUGUUGACUGUGGCCGUCCUUUUUAUGCUUUCCUGGCUGCCCCUAUGGACUCUGAUGAUGCUCUCGGACUAUGCUGACCUGUCUCCUAACAAACUGCGUGUCAUCAACAUCUAUGUCUACCCCUUUGCCCACUGGCUUGCCUUUUGCAACAGCAGCGUCAACCCCAUCAUUUACGGUUUCUUUAAUGAAAAUUUUCGAAAUGGUUUCCAAGAUGCGAUCCAGAUCUGCCAAAAGAAAACAAAACCCCAGGAAGCCUAUGUCUUAAGAGCUAAAAGCAACAUGGUCAUAAACACAUCUGGCCUGCUGGGCCAGGAACCUGCAUCUCAAAACCUAGGUGGGGAACAUUUGAUAUGUGGAAAAAGUGCUGAAAAUCCCACAGAGGAAUCCCUGAUGGAAGAAAUGGGAGAAGCUACUAAUAGUACUGAGGUUUAA